This is a messenger RNA of Stegodyphus dumicola, 1536 nucleotides long. RefSeq lists its product as uncharacterized. The record is from RefSeq and is a predicted model, not a curated record. NCBI's taxonomy places the organism in Eukaryota, Metazoa, Arthropoda, Arachnida, Araneae, Eresidae. Gene Ontology annotation, cellular component: Swi5-Sfr1 complex. Gene Ontology annotation, biological process: double-strand break repair via homologous recombination; positive regulation of DNA-templated transcription.
AAUGUAAAUGUUCUGUGAAUAGGCACGACUAGAGUGCCAAGUGAUUUUGACCACAAAUGUCAAUUGCAAAGAAAACGGGAAUUAAAAUUGCCUCAACUGCCAAGUUUUUUAUAUAUUACAAAGGCAACAUAUUAGAUUACUACGCAAUCGGAAUGCUUCCUCUUCAAUAUGGAUCUACGAUCUAUCCUAUAUAGCUAUUACGCAUCGACGCUGCUCCAUUUUUUUCUUGCUAUUACUACAUAUAAUUUAGUCGCACAGGAUAGUUACCAGUAGCCUGAGACCUCAAUAGAAAAUUUAUUCAGCUCUUCAAGUCCUCGUUUUGUGAUAAAUUCAAAGGGAAUGCGAAAGAAGGGAAUCAUCAAAUUUGUUUCUUCAGUAUUUAAAAAAUAACCUGUCAUCCUUCUGCUGUGGUGCUUUGCAAAUGGUUCAAAAAAUAAUCACGUCUCGAAAAUUAAUUGUUUGCAGAGUGAAAGUAAUCUCCCGAUAAAUCCGGAAGUUCGAAUGCCUAGUGAAAAGGAAUAUUGAAUUUGCUUCGGCCAUGUCUAUAAUAUUUAGAAAAAAAAAGUGCUUUAAAUCAUCAGUGAAUUACCGCUUAAGAGAUUCAGCAUUACAGUGUGUUCGUCGAUCUCAGUUUUGCAAGUAUAUGUGCUACAGAAAAUUAUUGUGCUUCCGCUUUUUCUACUAGUAUUUCGUCAAUCGACAGCUCAAAAAGUGUUAUUUUCGUGUGAAUUUAACUCAGGAACAAGACAAAUUAUUUAGUAUCUUGUGGAUUCUAUACUUCAAUUUUGCUAAAAAUUUCUGCAAUUUGAUUGUGCUGUUUUGCGAAAAAGUGAAAUUCUUGUUAAUUAAUUUUUCUAAUUUUUAUAAGUGUGUGCGAGCAAAUUAAGUAACAAAGUUUAAGCUAUUUGAACUAUUUAUAGUGAAGGAUAUUAAGAUGAGUUCAAGUCUUAAGGAACGUCUGAAACGCUGUUCAAGAAGCCAUUCAAGUCCUUUAACUAAAUGUAUUUUACCCAGUUCUCCUGUCAUGUGUAAGCCACAUGAAUUAAGUACAAGUUUUAAAUCUGAUCCAGCAACAGCUGUAUAUCCUUCACCGAGUGAUAAUAUAUUGAAUGAAACUAUUGUUCCAAAAUCAAAAGAAGAAAUUGAAGAAGUUCAAGAUAAGUGUCUGCUUCUUCAAAUGUAUUGUGCUUUAAAUCAAAGUAUAACAGCAAACAAAGAAAAGAUAAGAAAAUUGAAACUGGUAUUGCAGCAUCAUAAUGAGAACAAACCUGAAGCACUGGAGGCAUUAAUUCAGCGAUGGGUUAUUGCUGCCCAAGAAUCACUUAGCAAACUUCAUGAAAUACUUCCGGAACCAAAACCUCAAACUUUUCAAGGUUUGAUCAGCCAUUUGCAAAUUGAUCCUGAUGUCAUAAAAUAUAAUUCUGAAAAGGACAGUUUCGCUUAAUUUCCCAUUUUGAUGCAAGAACAGAAUUUAUGUAUUUGUAAUAUUCGAGAAAUAUAUGUUAAUAUUAAAAUAUUCUCAUGUUGAAUUUAUUA